This is a messenger RNA of Westerdykella ornata, 6492 nucleotides long. Its product is annotated as polyketide synthase-like protein. The record is from RefSeq and is a predicted model, not a curated record. Gene Ontology annotation, biological process: fatty acid biosynthetic process. Lineage: Eukaryota; Fungi; Ascomycota; Dothideomycetes; Pleosporales; Sporormiaceae. The coding region runs from base 1 to 6492 and encodes 2163 amino acids. The transcript has 3 exons. Gene Ontology annotation, molecular function: phosphopantetheine binding; fatty acid synthase activity; 3-oxoacyl-[acyl-carrier-protein] synthase activity.
AUGGAGUUCAUCGCCGUAUUCGGUGAUCAGACCCAACCUCAGUGGGGAUUACUGCGAGAUAUAUAUCACAGCAAACCCGACCGAUACGUUGCCUAUCUCCUGGAGAAGAUUCCUUCCAUAAUACGAGAUGAGACGCGAAGACUGCCACGACGCCAACGAGACAAGAUCCCAGAUUUCACCACUUUCCUGGAUUUGGUGCGGGCUUGCGAAGAGAACCAGCUGCACGUACCCCAACUCGAUAGCUGCAUGGUCACUACAGCACAGCUGUUGGACUGGUUUCGAUACUAUACCGACCGUCCUGAGCAUUAUCCCACGCCUCACAAUGCGCGGGUUGUUGGCAUUUGUACUGGUAUGAUCGCUGGUGCAGCCGUCGCAUCUGCUCGGAGCCUCCCGGAACUGCUUCCACUUGCUCUGCGCGCAGUCCGGUACGCAUUUCGCCUGGGAACUGAAACUGCGCAAGCCCGAGAUGGCAUCGAACCAAACGGUGCGGAGCAGCCCCAGCCGUGGUCAUAUAUCGUUGCAGACAUGACUGAGGGCACUGCGAGAGACGCAAUCGACAGACUCAACGAAGAAAAUCAGCCACCCCUCAUCUCUCAGCCCUAUGUCAGUGCCAUAGCUCCUCAGUCCCUCACCAUUAGUGGUCCCCCGACAAGUCUCAGGAGACUCCGCGCGACCACUGGCUUCCAUGGACGGAGAGUCGAGCCUAUCGGCAUUUACGCACCGCAUCAUGCACCACACAUCUUCACCAGUGCUGCGAUAGAACGGAUUCUCGACGAAAACAACGAUGGCGAUCUCACUAGGGACCUUUCUGCAUACAGCAUCCAACUGCCAAUGCAUUCCGCUGUGACUGGAGGAAUAAUUACUGCUUUGAACGCCCGGGAGCUUUUCAGGGAGGCACUAGCUGAGAUUUUGUGCAAGCCCGUCAAUCUAGUGUCUCUGCUGGACGAGCUGGCGAACAGUAUUAGGGACGAAACCAGCAAAUGUACCAUUCACGUCCUCGGUAAGGCUUCCGGUAAACUCAUGCGCAAUGCAAUCCGGGAAAGGCAUCCCCGGCUAGAUAUCGUCCGGCUGGAUUCAUCAGAGAUAAAGGCGCGGAAUCCUGAAGGAAGCAUGCACAACGACAAGAUCGCCAUCGUUGGCAUGGCCGGACGAUUCCCCGAGGCUGCUGAUCACGAGGAGCUUUGGGACCUGCUCAUGAAAGGCCUCGACGUUCACCGUCAUGUACCUCCGGACCGCUUCGAUGCGGAUGCGCACUGCGAUCCCUCUGGGAAAGGGAAAAACAAGAGCCACACACCAUAUGGAUGCUUCAUCAAGGAACCAGGCCUGUUUGACGCUCGCUUUUUCAACAUGUCUCCUCGCGAGGCCAAGCAGACUGAUCCCAUGGGUCGACUGGCCCUUGUCACGGCCUACGAAGCGCUCGAGAUGGCUGGUUACGUAGCAAACCGCACUCCAUCAUCGAAGCUCCACCGCAUUGGGACAUUUUAUGGUCAAACAUCGGACGACUGGCGUGAGAUCAAUGCCGCAGAGAAUAUUGACACUUACUUCAUCACCGGAGGAGUGCGUGCCUUUGCUCCCGGGAGGAUAAACUUUUACUUUAAGUUCUCCGGGCCCUCCUUCAGCAUUGACACAGCUUGUUCUUCCUCGCUGGCUGCCAUCCAACUGGCGUGUACUUCUCUAUGGGCAGGCGACUGUGACACUGCCUGUGCUGGAGGUUUGAACGUCUUGACCAACCCGGACAUCUUCGCUGGCCUCAGCAAAGGCUCGUUCCUCUCCAAGACCGGCGGUUGCAAGACCUUUGACAACGACGCUGACGGGUAUUGUCGCGGUGAUGGUUGUGGCACUGUCAUACUGAAGAGAUAUGCUGAUGCUAUUGCUGACAAUGACAACAUCCUCGGAUGCAUUCUCAGUGCAGGGACCAACCACAGUGCUCAGGCAGUAUCUAUUACGCAUCCUCAUGCCCCUACGCAGAUGGAGCUGUACAAGGAGGUUCUUGCAAAGUCUGGUGUCGAUCCACACGAGGUCACCUACGUUGAGAUGCACGGAACGGGCACACAGGCAGGUGAUGCCACAGAGAUGCAGUCUGUGCUCGGUGUUUUUGCACCUCCUGAGAGACAGCGGACGCCUGAACGUCCAUUACAUCUAGGUGCCAUCAAAGCCAACAUUGGACAUGGUGAAGCCGCUUCCGGAAUCAACUCUCUAAUCAAGGUGCUCUUGAUGAUGGAGAGGAACGCGAUUCCUGCCAACGUGGGUAUCAAAGGGGUAAUUAAUAAGGGGUUUCCGAAUGCAGCAGAGCUUCGACGUCGCAAUGUUCACAUCCCGACGAAAGCCGUGGACUAUCCACGGCAAGGCUCGGAAAAACGCAAGAUCUUCCUCAACAAUUUCUCUGCCGCCGGCGGCAACACCUCUCUACUCCUUGAGGAUGGACCUCUGCGCGAGUCUCCUACCGGCCAGGACCCCAGGACGAUGCACAUUGUCACGGUCACCGCAAGAUCCAUUACAUCUCUGAAACAAAACAUUCGCAACCUGAUCAGUUACCUCGAUGAUCAUCCCGAAACAACGCUCCCCAGCCUGGCGUAUACGACAACUGCACGACGCAUCCAACACUUCUUCCGCGUGGCUCUCUGCGUCUCCGACAUAGGGGAAGUCAAGAAAGCACUGGAGUCAGAACUGAAGGACACGUAUGAGCCUACUGCCUUGGCGCCGACUAAGGUUGCAUUCGCAUUUACCGGUCAGGGCUCUCAAUACACAGGUCUCGGACAAAGGCUGUACAACCAGGUCAAAUCCUUCAAGUCCGAUAUUCUGUACCUGAACUCCCUAGCCAACGUCCAUGGCCUCCCUUCAAUACUCCCGCUUCUGGAAGGCAAGGAUGUAGAUUCCUUGUCCCCUGUGGUGCUGCAGCUCGGCAUGACCUGUAUCCAGGUUGCCAUGGCGCGAAUGUGGCAAUCCUGGGGUGUGAAGCCGGCUUCAGUGGUCGGUCACAGCCUGGGCGAGUAUGCGGCUCUAUGUGUCGCUGGUGUUCUGGCGCCGAGCGACAUGAUCUUGCUCGUUGGCGAACGUGCUAAGCUUAUUGAACAGCGGUGUACACCCAACACCCAUGGGAUGCUUGCGGUGAAAGGCAGUGUGGAUUCCAUCCUUUCUGUCCUCCAAGACGACGACAUUGAGAUUGCGUGCAUCAAUGGCCCUACCAGUACCGUCCUCGCAGGUACAGUCGAUCGUAUUGCAGCGGCCCAGAAUCUGCUCCAGUCGAAGAACAUGUCGUGCACACGCCUCGCAGUUUCUUUCGCGUUUCACUCAGCCCAAGUGGAUCCCAUACUAGAGCCGUUCAGGAAUGUUGCGUCCACUGUUCCGUAUCGAAAGCCUGAAGUUCCCGUUCUAUCACCUCUUCUGGGAAUUGUAUCCACUGAUGGCGGCGAUUUCGGGCCCGAUUAUCUGUGUCGCCAUGCUCGCGAAACGGUGAAUAUGCUGAGCGCUCUCCAGGCUGCCGAAGCAUCAGGGAUAUGCAACGCGGAAACCGCCUGGUUGGAAAUAGGUGCGGACAGGCCAGUGAGCAGCAUGAUCAGGGCGACAGUGCCAGAAACCGCCUGUGUGGCAUCAUCGCUUCGUAAGGGUGUGGACCCAUGGCAGUCUCUCUCCGAAGCGAUCACCUCCUUGUAUCUGGCUGGAGUUCCCUUCGACUUCUACGAAUAUCACAGAGAGUAUGAGAGCGCCCAUAGGCUGCUCAGACUCCCAACAUACCACUUCGACAACAGCCGGGAGUGGCUCGAUUAUCAUAACAAUUGGUGUCUGACAAAGGGCGAGGAUCCUCGUCCCGCCGCAGUACAGCCUCAGUUGGACGGCCCCAGAUCACGCCCGUUGACCACUUCCUGCCAGUUCAUUGUCAGACAAGAGCUGAAUGCCAACUCUGGAACCGUAGUUGUCCAGUCCGACUUGUCGGAGCCGAAACUGAGGGCAGCAAUCAGUGGACACGAAGUGGACGGCAACCCGUUUUAUCCCUCGUCACUCUAUGCGGAUCAGGCGAUGACGGUGGCGGAUUAUCUCUACAGACAACUUCGACCAAACAUGCCAACACCAGGUCUCAAUGUCCACACCCUGGAAGCUACGAAGGCUCUCAUCCCGGAGAAUCCUCCACCAGAGGCUGGGCAGCAUAUCCAGAUUGAAGCCACUGCCAAUCUCGAACUCAACGAGGUUCGGGUAAAGUUCCGGAGUGUGUCUGCAGAUGGGCAGAAGGUUUUCCUCAAUCAUGCCGAAGGCGUGGUGAAGUACGAGAAUAUCGAUUCCUGGACAAGAGAGUGGGCUCGCUGCGGUUACAUGGUUCAGAAUCAGAUCAAUUCCCUUGAACAGAAGCUCCACCAAGGACAGGCUUGCAAGUUUACACGAGCAGUGGCAUACAAGCUUUUCCAGGUUCUUGUAUCCUACGCCAAGCCUUACCGUGGUAUGGACGAAGUCAUCAUCAACCAACAGGACAACGAAUCCACUGCCGUAGUUCGAUUCCAAACCACGCCCGAGGAUGGUGACUUCUACUGUUCUCCUUACUGGAUCGACAGUCUGGCUCAUCUUUCAGGUUUCACGAUCAACACUUCUGAGCAGAACGAGUCUGACGAAGUCUAUAUCAGCCAUGGAUGGGAAUCGCUCCGCAUCUCGACGAAGCUCUCACCAGAAAAGAAGUACCGCAGUUACGUGAGGAUGCAGCCGGCACCAGACGUUGCGAACGUGUCCGUCGGCGAUGUAUACAUAUUCGAAGAAGGAAAGAUUAUUGGAAUGGUCAACGGCCUCAAAUUCAGAAAGAUGAAGCGCAAGGGUCUCAAGUCGAUAGUGGAAGCGGCCAAAGCCGAAAACCGCCGAGCGCUGGGCAUUGCCGCAGGACCUUCUCAAGCCAUCGCGAAGACUACCAAGACCCCUAAAUCGGCCCCAAAACCAUCGAUACCGGCCGGGAAGACUACCUCUCAAAAGCCUCUCAUUGAUCGCGUCUUAGAAGUGAUUAGUGCGCAGUGCAAUCUGGGCAUCAAUGAGCUUGUGGAUGGAGCCUAUUUCGCGAGAAUGGGCGUCGACUCUCUUAUGGCACUGGACCUGACCUCAGCAAUCCGUGAUCAGUUGGGCAUGGAGAUCAGCAAUCAAGUGUUCAUCGAGUGUCCGACAGUCAAGGCUUUCAAGCAAUAUCUGAUCAAAGAGCACGGAACUGUCGAAGCUACUGUCGUUAACGUCGAUGCACAGUCAGCAACUUCUGAGGAGUCCUCUCAGAUUCUCACUCCUGUUGAAACCACCUCCGCGACUACCCCUGCUAGUAGCGCCUCAAGUGUAUGUGAUGAAGUAGAACCAGUGGCAUUGAAAGCGGCAUCCGGUUUUGACUUCAGGGCAAUGGUGGCAGAGUCGAUGCACUGCGACCGAUCGGAGAUUACUGACAAGAUCGAGCUCUCCGUGCUGGGCAUGGAUUCCAUAAUGUCCCUGGAACUAGUGAGUCAACUGCGCGAGCGGGGACAUGAAGUCCCUCAAGACUUCUUCCAGCACAAUCCCACCGCUCAAGCUGUCGAACAAGCCCUCGGUUUCGGUCCCAAGCCACGACCUAAAUCCAAGCCGAAAGUUACCCUCUCGGAGGGCCCCAAUGGCUCCAACAAACGUUCACCCCAGCUUAGCGAAGUGUCAAGGAAGCUCGAAAAGUCCAGCAAGCUUGAAAGAAUACGGCAAAAGAACCUCAGUGUGAUUCUCCAAGGAACCAGAAGUGAUCCAUUGAGCAUGUUCCUGAUCCCGGAUGGUUCAGGCAGCGCUACAUCCUACCAGUACAUGUCUCGUAUUUGUCGCAAGAUGAGAGUGAGCAGCAUUUGGUGUCCGUUCCUGAAGGAACCGCAAGAAUGGACCAGCGACAUCGGCUGUCGAGGAAUCGCGCAGCUCUACAAGGAACAGAUCAAAAAGCAACAACCGCAGGGUCCCUACAUCUUGGGUGGCUGGUCUGCCGGCGGUGUUCUCGCCUAUGAAGUUGCAUACCAGUUGAUUCAGGAGGGCGACAAGGUCUCCUGCCUCGUCCUGAUCGACUCUCCGUGUCCUGUGAGAUUGGAUCCUCUACCGGCACGCCUCCAUGUCUGGUUCGAAAAGAUCGGCCUCCUGGGGAAGGACAGUAACAAUAAGACUCCAGAUUGGUUGCUCCCACACUUCACUGCAACCAUCAACAAUCUCAAGGAUUAUACCCCAGAUCCCAUGGAGCCCUCCAAAGCCCCCAAGGUGAUUGCGGUCUGGUGCAGAGAGGGUGUAUGCCCCGACCCCAAUAGUCCUCGACCCCCGCCCGGAGAAGGCGAAGAUCCGGCACCCAUGAAGUGGCUUCUCGACAAUCGUACCGAUUUUGGCGACAACGGGUGGGCUGCGCUGUUGCCGAUGGAGAAUUUCUACUUCAAAGACAUGGGUGGGAACCACUUCACCAUGAUGAAGCCCCCAUAUUCUGAAACGCUGGCGAGUAUCAUCGGAGAGGGUCUGGCGGCGUUGGGAAUCAUUGAUGAGCAAUGA